UCUCUCCGUGCCCUGCCGUCGAAACUUCACCAACACUUCACAAAAGUUCUAAAAUUUCAUCGCCAAUUUCUCACAUUUUCCCCUAGUAAUGAGUAAUGGAGGAGGCCAUGGAACUGGUCUAGAACACCAGUUCGCUGCACUAGAGUUGAAGGAUGGCGGACGACAGGAAGCUAAGAGGUACAUUCCUCCCCAUAUGCGUCAAGGUGGGGAUGUAAGCAGAGGUGGAUUUCCCAACUACCCCACAAGGGGGAAUUUUAACAACAGCUUCAACAGAGGUAGACCAGGUCCUCCACCAGCUGGCAACUUCCCAAACCAGGGUGGAUUCCCAAAUCAACAACCCCAGGACUUUGGUGGCGGAUACAGCCGAGGGGGCGGAUACAGCCGAGGUGGCGGCCGGGGCAACUACCGAGGUGGAAAUGACCGCGGAGGUUUCAACGACAGAGGCGGGUUCAACAGCCGGGGAGGCGGCUUCAACAACCAGGCGUUCGAUCGCAACCGUGGUGGUGGUGGCGGCAACUUCCAAGACAGGGGGUACAACCCGGCGAUGGAGAACCCCGCUUUCAACAACCAAGGUGGAGGCUUCGGUGGUGGUGGUGGUGGCCGUAACUUCAGCAGCUUCAACCGGGGGCAACAGGGCGGAGGAUUCGGAGGGCGUUCUGACAAUAACUGGGGAGGCAGCGGCGGUGGAAAGCCCUACCAGAAGAAUAACCGCUGGAAUAACGAUGAUUCGUACGGCCGUGGACGAGGACAGGAAGAAGUGACGGAAGAAGACUGGUCCAAGCCUCUGCCAAGGAAUGAACGACUAGAACGUGACCUUUUUGGGUUGACAAACACCGGCAUCAACUUCAACAAAUAUGAGGACAUUCCAGUGAACGCAACAGGAGAGGACUGCCCAGAACACAUUGAGAGUUUCAGCGACAUCAACCUGGGUGAGAUCAUCAGUAACAACAUCAAGUUGAGUAACUACACUAGCCCAACCCCAGUGCAGAAAUACGCUAUACCGAUCAUCAAGGGGAAGCGAGAUCUCAUGGCAUGUGCCCAAACAGGCUCUGGAAAGACAGCUGCCUUCUUGGUGCCAAUCCUAUCCCAGAUUUAUGAAGGCGGACCAUACAAGUCAACUUCUGGAACAGGGGCCAAUCGUCGUAAGCAGUUCCCCUUGUCUCUGAUUCUGGCACCUACCAGGGAGUUGGCCUCUCAAAUCUAUGACGAAGCAAGAAAAUUUGCCUACUCUUCCCGUGUGCAUGUAUGCGUAGUCUACGGUGGGGCAGACAUCGGAGCACAGAUGAGGGAGCUGGACAAUGGCUGUCACAUGCUAGUCGGCACACCAGGACGUCUUGUGGACAUGAUGGAACGCGGCCGCGUUGGAAUGGAGAACAUCAAAUGGGUGGUGUUGGAUGAGGCUGACCGUAUGCUGGACAUGGGUUUCGAGCCGCAGAUUCGUCGCAUCGUCGAGGACGACACCAUGCCCAAGACCGGUUUACGACAAACACUUAUGUUCAGCGCCACCUUCCCCAAGGAAAUCCAGAUUCUGGCACGUGACUUUUUGGACAACUACAUCUUCUUGGCGGUUGGCCGUGUCGGCAGCACCAGCGCUAACAUUACCCAGAAAGCUGUCUGGGUAGAAGAGAGUGACAAACGCUCCUUCCUCCUGGAUCUGCUUAAUGCAGCAGGUAAAAACGAUAUGACAGGUCCUGAAUCCCUCACCCUCGUCUUUGUUGAGACCAAACGUGGCGCAGACGCUCUGGAGGAUUUCCUCUACAAGCAGAACUACCCGGCAACCAGUAUCCAUGGCGACCGUUCCCAGCGUGAACGCGAAGACGCCUUGAAGUCAUUCCGAUGUGGACGCACUCCCAUCUUGGUAGCGACGGCUGUUGCUGCUCGUGGGUUGGAUAUCCCCAACGUCAAACACGUCAUCAACUUUGAUCUGCCCGGAGAAAUUGAGGAAUACGUUCACCGCAUCGGUCGUACUGGACGUGUCGGCAACCUCGGUCUUGCCACGUCUUUCUUCAAUGACAAGAAUCGUAACUUGGCUCGUGACCUGGCCUCUUUGAUGGUGGAGACCAAGAUGGAUCCCCCAGCCUGGCUGGAGACCCUUGCGUUUGAAACCAAGCAGAGCUUCCAUGGAAAGCGUGGACGCAAGAAUUAUGGAUCAGGUGGAUUUGGUUCCCGUGAUUACCGUCAGACCAACCGUCCCCGCGGUGGCGGGCAAGCCGGUAUCCAGUUCAGUGGCGGGCAUCAACACCAUGCCCAGGUGCCGUUCACCCCCUUUCAGUACCAGGCCCAGUAUGGAGGAAGCUACACUCAGGCUAACUCUGGUGGUGGGAGUGGAACCGACUGGUGGGGUAGCUAGAUGCCCUCUAGAGAUGCGGUAAGACCAUUCAGGGUGUGAGGUACCUAUUCCCAGAAACCGAAGAAGCCCUAAUCAGCUUUUUACAAGAUGACUGGAUUUUUUAUGUUUGAGAUUGUUUGAUCUUGUCUUGAAAACAUUCAUAUAAAUCCUGUAAACAAAAACAAUUGUAAACUAUUCAGGAUUCGUUGUGUUUUUUCUUUGAUCACAGCACUUCAUAAAGUAAAUAGAGACUGAUCUUUUUUCUGUACUUCAUAAGCAGAAGAAGAAGAAGAAAUAUUUAUAAUCAUUGAGGAGUCUCUAUAUUUGUUAUAAAAAGUAAUAAUUUGGUUUGAUACCGAUGAAGAAAAACAUUAGAAAUUAUUAUCAAGAAUUGGGAGGACAUUGUCUUGAUUCAUGUAGACUUUAAAAACUAUUUAUAAACAUGACGUCAUCAUGUGACACGUAUGACAAUUUAUAGACUGGUACCGAGCAUCCUGAAAGUAUGGUAAUCAACAAACAAAAAAGGAACCAGACAGGACAGGUGGCUUAUAUAUGUACCACCACCUGUUUUCUUGUCUUUACUAAUUGAUUGAUUAAUUAAUUACAGUAAAUUGAAUGUUAUACUUAAAGCAUAGUUGAUGUUUUUUGGCAGUAGUUUUUUUUUUCUGUAGGAGUUGGUAUAUUAGUUCUGGCCCCUGCGUUGUUAGUAUUUAACGGUUAUUAAAUAUGUAGUGUCAGUGAUUAAAAAGUUUCAAAAUUUAACACAAAUUUGCGGAGUUAAAGGACAACAAAAUUGAUCUAUAAAUUAAACAGAUCUUAUGUGAUACUCACAAUCUAAGUUCUCUUGAAAGUUCACUUGGAUUUAUAGUGUCUAUAAACAACAAAUUUGCAAUAUGUGUUACGCACAAAUAUCAGACAAGUUCCAUUGGGUAAACGGUCAGUCGGACAUAAAUGACUGAAUUGCUCUGCCGUUCAUUCGGUGACAGAGCCACAAGAAUUUAUUUACCAGCAGAUAUUCUUGGACUAGGCUGUUGUCACUGUAAAGGAUCUGCCUCGUUGAGAAAGUAUUCACAAUGUCUCACAGAGUGAAAUAUUACCCUCCUGGCAUAAGUUAUUAAGUAUAUAUAUUUUAAAAAGUGACUUGUUACACAAGAAGUGUUGGUUCGGCUGUGCGAUGUUUUAAUGCACUCGUUUAUAGCUUGAGCCAAUUGGCUUAAUAGUAGUGAGUGAAGUGCACUUGUUGAUCAUUAAUUGAUAAGUAGCGCUCAGCCUGUGCAAAGCUUUUGCAUUCACAUGCAUUCUUUGUAUAGGCUGAACAGCUACAUGUAUCAGUUGAGGUUUAUAUGUAGAGUUUAGUCCGAGUGGCAACUUUUUGUCACUUCUGAAGAUCUUAAUUUUCUGCAUGGUUUUUUGCAGGGGCCAUAGUUGUUUUAUUUGGUGUUUAACGUACUUUAAUCAGUGCAUAUUCUGUUGUUCCAUAAGUUUGUUUUUCCUUGAGAGACUCUCCUUAACAAAAAUGAUGGUGGAAAAAAACAAAACUUUUUUUUGUGAUUUCAUCUUGCGCCGUCAUUUGAAGGAACAAAAAAAAAGGAGACUUCAAGAUGACUUAAAAUUCAGUCUGGCCGAACUUUUCACCAGAAAGAAAAGUGAUUUUAAAAAAUUUAAAUGUCAAAAUAUGUAAACUCCAGAUUGGCUGAUAUUGUUACAUAGUCAAGUAUUUAAAAGCAACACGAAGCUGAGAAUUAAGAUAUUUAACGUCCUACUUGACUAAAGUUUCGCUUGAAUUGUUGCAGUAUCCCUCAACAGGUCCAACUCUUGGACUUACUUUGUGCAAUGAUCCAGAAAGACUUUUUAUUGACAAACUGGCAAGAUUGGCUAAAUUCUUGCUUGAAGUUACACUUUUUUGAACUGUGUUUCUUUUGUACAUAACCACUGAACCGAUGCCAGGGAAAACCUUUGCAUGAAUUCUAAGUAAAAUGUUGAUUAUUCGUAUUUAUGACACAUCUACAUAAUAUGUGUGUGCGCAACCCAAUGUAAACAAAGGUUGAAUGAUUUUCUUUGAGCUAUAGUUUUGUUUUUUUCAAUUUCUGAGAUGAAUAUCAAUUUAAGGUCUACCCUGGUCGUCACUUUGAUCCUAAGAAGGAGUUCCGCAGAUAUAAGGUCUCCUGCAAGAUCGAUAGUGCGAGUAUGAGUGCCAUGUGAAACAGAUUAGUUCUUGUACUAAUCGCUUAUGCGUGUGACAUCAUCGUGACAUCACUGGUUGUACUAUUUCAUUGAAGAACAACAAACUAUACCAUUGCUGACUGGUCUGGGCCUUUCGAAAAAUUAUUCUCCUUCAAAAAUUGGGCUUGAAAUUUGCUGAGUAUAUAUAAGGUUCUAAUAUUCCUCCCGUAUUUAAGAGUCAUUUUCAGAUUAAGGGAAUGUAUCUUCUUGGCUAUUAAUAAGAACAUUUCUUACAUGUAACCGUUAAGUAAGAAAUGUAAAGGAGUUGUGGAUGUAAUUUAGUGUCUAGGGGUAUAUCGGCCGAAUUCUGGGGGGGGGGGGGUAGUGUAACUGUAAGUAAACAUUUCCUCAGUGCUUAUGUAUUUUUUUCUAAUCAAGAAGUAUCUCACUGUUGCUGUUGAGAUCUUCAAUACUGCUGGCUCUGUGUUAGGAUGGUGGAGCUUGGCAGAUGUCUUAAUGGUUGGCCGCGUAGGGUGACUAUAUAUAAACGGGGUUGAAUCCCAGCACCCUGGUUGGUGUAAACCCAGAGUCGCCUUCGGCCAUUCGGAAGCUUUUGUAUCUUUGAGAGCCGGUCUUCAAAAAAAACCUGCCCUGUAAAAACAUUGAAGUUUGAGAUCUCAAACGCCUUUUUUUCCCAAAGAUGUCGGCUCAUUUUGUAGUAAAUGAAGACGGUGUGGUACUUAGAAUACAGGGUAAAUAAAAUCUUAUUUAUAUUAAUGUGGAGUUGCGGAUGGAGCUCCGUCUUAUUUCUGAGGCUUUAUGUGCGUUUGGAAGAAGCUACCCACAUAACCAGCUAAAAUAAAGCAAGCACAACAUUCUUUUCACCCGAUUCGACUAGCCACCAUGGUUCAUAAGUAUUAAAAUAGUGCCCGUGAUACCCUUCUUUAUAACUCUCAAUCCGUCUUAUAAGAAGAGAUGCGGUAUCAGUCAUGAUACAUUGGGUGCGUUCGUUUAGCUUCCCUGGGUCUACCCCGGUGAGUGGCGUUUUUUUCUUCCCAGGACGAACGUUGGUUAUUAUAUGCACACGCUCGUCCUGGAAAAAAAUAACGCCACACACCAGGGUCAAACCAAGGGGAGCUAAACGAACACACCCAUUGUACCAUGAUAGUACAUGGACUGCUCAGUAACUGGCUAGCAGGACCAGUUAGCUUUUUAUAUCACUACUCCCUUGCACUUGUCCAGCCAGACCACUUGAAGUGAGUUCUGACUGAUCCUCGUGCUAGCGGAACCCAUUUAUGAGAGAACAUUGCAGUAUCAUGGGAGGUUUGUAAGCGGAGCGAUGUGACCUUGUGGCCUGUUUGUAAACCAUGGUGGCUACGCAGUUGCGAAUUGGUUGAUCUUUUGAACAAAGAUGUGUGUAUGUAAACAUAAAAAAAAGGCAAUGUGACACAUUUGCUUGGGGCUGUUUAGUGCCGACAGGGGACUUUUCUUACUUGCUGAUGCCGAUAUGGCUUCUCUACCAAAAAAAAAAAAAGAAGAAGAUUUUGUGAUACAAACUG
Messenger RNA from Asterias rubens (European starfish), 6051 nucleotides. Its product is annotated as putative ATP-dependent RNA helicase Pl10. Gene Ontology annotation, biological process: cell differentiation; gamete generation. Lineage: Eukaryota; Metazoa; Echinodermata; Asteroidea; Forcipulatida; Asteriidae. The coding region runs from base 89 to 2350 and encodes 753 amino acids. The record is from RefSeq and is a predicted model, not a curated record. The transcript is spliced from 16 exons. Gene Ontology annotation, cellular component: nucleus; P granule. Gene Ontology annotation, molecular function: RNA binding; ATP binding; RNA helicase activity.